GCUCUACGUGCGCUCUACGUGUGCUAGUACAUGAAUACUCGCGUGAACUUGUACGUGUGGCUCCCCGCGGUUAGCUUUCUGCUCAAGCUAACCGUAUCCGUUCAAACGAGAACUUUAUUUACACGGAGCGACGUCACAAAGGCUUCACCCUUUAUCCUCUUCAUCCUCUUCAUCCUCAUGGACCCCAUGGAGGCUCCAAUGGGUGGCCCCCCCUUGACGGCUAUCAGAUGACAAUAGGUGGCUAAAUGAAGGCUUACAGAAGGCUAGCUGACGGCUAGCUGACAGCUAGCUGACAGAAAGCUAAAGACGGCUAUAUAGCAGGCAGCUAACGGUUAGCAUGGCCCAGCAGCGUGAUGGCGGCGGCGGCCCUGUUCUCGGAGCAGGAGCUCACCUGCUCCAUCUGCCUGGACGUGUUCCAGGAGCCCGUGUCCACGCCCUGCGGACACAACUACUGCCAGGCGUGCAUCGGCGGCUACUGGGCCUCCAGCCGCGCGGUCAGCUGUCCGCUCUGCAAGCGGCAGUUCGAGGAGCGGCCGCAGCUCGCCGUCAACAAGGUGUUCGCCCUCAUCGCCCACAACUACAAGGCGUCCCGCUGCGGCGCGGCGCCGGGCGAGGAGGAGGAGGAGGAGGAAGAGCAGGUGUGGUGUGACAUGUGCACGGGGGUCAAGAGGCCGGCGCUCAGCUCCUGCCUCACCUGCACCGCCUCCUACUGCGAGGAGCACCUGCAGCCGCACCGGAGCUCCGCCUUCUACGCCAGGCACCCGCUGAGGGACCCCCGCGAGGCCCUGGAGGGCCGCACAUGCCCCGCCCACCGCCGCCUGCUGGAGGUUUACUGUCGGUCGUGUCAGCGCUGCGUCUGUGCCGUCUGCGUCCUGGAGGAGCACCGCACACACCUCACGGUGUCGGUGCAGACGGAGAGGCUCGGGAAACAGAGACACGUGGCGAGGACGGAGCAGGAGAUCCUGAAGCGGAUCCGGGAGAAGGAGGCGCAUGUGAGCCAGCUGAAGAGGAGGCUGGAGGGAGUGAAGAAUUACGCAGACGGAGAGCGAAGGGAGGUGGAGCUCCUCCUGGACCAGGUGUCCAGCUCCUUAGACGGGAUCCGGUCUCAGGUGGUGGGCGGGAUCGAGAGCCAGCUGGAGGGCGUGAUGUUGAAGGGGGAGGGGCUAGUGAGCCGGCUGGAGGCGGAGCUUGGCCAGCUGGCAGACUGCAGAGCCACGCUGGAGGUCCAGGCUGUGAGUCAGGACCACAUCGGCUUCCUGCAGAGCUUCAAGGAGGCCACCGCUCCUCUGGAGGAGGAGCAGGAGGAGCAGGAGGAGCAGGAGGAGGACUUGUGCCUCCACUUCCAGCUGACGGAGGUGAAGAGCGCUCUGACGGAGGUCAAGGACAAGAUGGACGACGUCAGGAUGGGGGAGGCGGCCUCCAGAGGCCCAGGUGACCUGAUGUCUGCAGAGAGCAUGCUCAGUCUGAGAGGAAGCACCACCAGCCUGAGGAAGAGUCAGUGGUCUCUGAAAGAUCGUAAGAAGAUGAAGUCGGUCACAGGACACAAGAAGGUUCGAGUCUACAUGGAGGUCGUGACCCUGAACCCCGUGACGGCCUACCCGUUCCUCAUCCUGUCCGAGGACAGGAAGCAGCUGAAGCGCGGCGAGAAGCUGCAGUUCUACCGCAGCAGCCAGCAGCGCUUCGACGUGUGGUCCUGCUGCCUGGCCAAAGAGCACUACGGCACGGGGCGCCACUACUGGGAGGUGUUCGUGGGGGACAGUAAGGACUGGAAGCUGGGCGUGGUCAGCGAGUCGGCGCCCAGGAAGGGCCUGUUCGACAUGAGCCCCUCCAACGGCUACUACGCCCUCUGGUGGAGCGGCAGCACACUGCGGGCGCUCACCACGCCCCCCCUCACCAAGGUGAAGAGCUCCUCCAAGCUGCGCCAGGUGGGCGUGUUCCUGGACGUGGACGAGGGUCAGGUGACCUUCUACAACGUGAAGUCGGGCUCCGAGAUCUACCGGUUCACCGGACCCCCCGAGUUCAGCGAGAGGAUGUUCCCUCUGCUGGGGACCGCGGACAAGGAGGUCCCUCUGGUCCUCAUGACCUCUCAGGACCAGCUGGCCUGACCCCCCCUGGGGGGUACCAAUAUAUUUACUGAGUUCAUUGUUACAAAGUGUUUUUUACAUUUUCAUAACGGAUCAAAUCGACCAAGAUGUUAAGAAUUUAAAUAAAGACCUGAAAUAAAUAA
This is a messenger RNA of Pseudoliparis swirei, 2227 nucleotides long. RefSeq names its product zinc finger protein RFP-like. Lineage: Eukaryota; Metazoa; Chordata; Actinopteri; Perciformes; Liparidae. The record is from RefSeq and is a predicted model, not a curated record. The transcript is spliced from 12 exons. Gene Ontology annotation, molecular function: protein binding; zinc ion binding. Bases 354 to 2105 code for a protein of 583 amino acids.